GCUUCUUCAUUAAGACCAAACACAAUCUCUCUCUAGAAAAUAUCUGAGAAACAAAAAUGCCGAGUCGCUGCGAGAUCUUUUGCGAGAUUCUGAUCGCAAUUUUGCUCCCUCCGCUGGGCGUUUGUCUCCGGCACGGCUGCUGCACCGUGGAGUUCUGCAUAUGCUUGCUGCUGACGCUGCUGGGGUACAUUCCGGGAAUCAUCUACGCCCUCUACGCCAUCGUCUUCAUCAAUCGCGACGAGUACUUCGAUGAGUACCGGCGCCCCCUCUACGCCUCCUCCUCGGAUUAACGUGGUUCUUCAUUUUUUUUUUGUUGGGUUCAGAACAAAAUGGGAUCUUGGAUCUUUUGUUUGCCUGUUAUGUUGAUAUUUUAUGUUUGUAAUAAAUUGAAUGAUUUCUCCAUGGUCGAGAUCUGAAUUGUAUACUGCAUGUGUUAGACUGA
This is a messenger RNA of Malus domestica (apple), 442 nucleotides long. Its product is annotated as UPF0057 membrane protein At4g30660-like. The record is from RefSeq and is a predicted model, not a curated record. NCBI's taxonomy places the organism in Eukaryota, Viridiplantae, Streptophyta, Magnoliopsida, Rosales, Rosaceae. Gene Ontology annotation, cellular component: membrane.